UUUUUCGAAGUAUUGCAACAAAUCAAGCUCGCUCGCACUGGGGUAGGAGUCCGAGUGGGGAAGACCUUAGUCCUCCCUUACCUCUAGGGUUUCAAGUCCGUUCACCGGCGCACCGAUCUUCCUCACCCCAAUAAACUGCAGUCAGAGACUUCUAUUUCCAAUCUUACUGUAAUCCUAAUUUAGGAAAAGGGAUGGGAGAGAUUUGGGCAUGGCUGCUCUUUUUCUUCAUUCUCAUUGGUAUUCUCGUCAUGCUAGUUUUCCAGCUUGUGUGCUUGGCAGAUCUAGAAUUUGAUUACAUCAAUCCUUAUGACUCCUCAUCCCGGAUAAACAAAACUGUUUUACCCGAGUUCAUUACGCAAGGAGUUUUGUGCUUCCUUUUCCUCUUGACAGGGCACUGGGUUAUGUCCCUUCUCUGCAUUCCGUACUUAUAUUACAACGUGAGAUUGUACAUGCGAAGACAGCACCUCGUAGAUGUAACUGAGAUAUUUAACUUGCUCAGUUGGGAAAAGAAACAACGGAUUAUCAAACUUGGUUACAUUGUAGUACUUCUCUUCAUAUCCUUGUUCUGGAUGAUUUACAAUGCACUUGAAGAUGACGAUUAGUCACUAUAGUUUCACAUUUCGUAUUUGGCUAAGUACAAGCACCACUUGGAUCACAUCAAGACUUGCAUCAAUUACAUGUUUGGUAAUGAGUAUUGAGUAUUAGAAGGUAUUCGACAGUAUUAAGAAAGAACAAUAAGUUAAAAUCAUUUUUAUUAUACUGUCUAGUUUUAUUCAUUAUUAUGUACCAAACAUGUUGUGAUUAACCCAUUUUCUUUUGUAACUCACAUUUGUAACGGACGUCUAUGAAAAUAGGCUGCUCUUUUUUAGCUUUGAUUGUAAUAGUAAGUAGGAUUCAUGUUUAUCCAUGUUUUGGUAUUAUUGAUUUUGUGACCCAGUUUUCUUA
Olea europaea var. sylvestris is the source of this 945-nucleotide messenger RNA. Its product is annotated as protein cornichon homolog 4-like. Gene Ontology annotation, biological process: vesicle-mediated transport. NCBI's taxonomy places the organism in Eukaryota, Viridiplantae, Streptophyta, Magnoliopsida, Lamiales, Oleaceae. Bases 192 to 602 code for a protein of 136 amino acids. The record is from RefSeq and is a predicted model, not a curated record. The transcript is spliced from 4 exons.